Acaulospora morrowiae is the source of this 304-nucleotide messenger RNA. NCBI's taxonomy places the organism in Eukaryota, Fungi, Glomeromycota, Glomeromycetes, Diversisporales, Acaulosporaceae. The record is from the annotation of a GenBank genome assembly.
AUUGACUCACAAGAUUCAUAUGAUGAAGCCCCUUUUGGUUCUGCGAUAUAUUCAAAACAGAUAAGUGAUUCAUUGAUGAGGCAAAGUCAAUACUACCAAGAUAUGUCUGCUUUAUUCUCCACGAUCGAAUUCGCACCCAUUGAACCAGAUAGCGAUGAUGAGGUUGUUACUAUGACCAAUGCAUCUUCUAGCAAGGGAACGUGGCGUAGUUCGCGUGCAAGAACCAAGAUAAGUUAUAAUUAUCCUCGAUACUCUUAUUCGAGUAGUAAACGUCCAAAGACACGACGAAAAAAGCUUACAACUC